This is a messenger RNA of Coregonus clupeaformis (lake whitefish), 1681 nucleotides long. Its product is annotated as protein phosphatase PTC7 homolog. The coding region runs from base 409 to 1302 and encodes 297 amino acids. The transcript is spliced from 6 exons. The record is from RefSeq and is a predicted model, not a curated record. Lineage: Eukaryota; Metazoa; Chordata; Actinopteri; Salmoniformes; Salmonidae.
CUUACGAUGGAUUUGGCGUGGAGCGUAGGGAGAGCCUGUAUUUGCGUGCGCAUUAGCUGUGACGUUGGGCAAGCGAAUCACAAGACUGGAGGACCCGUAUUGAGCUGUGUUUGUGUGUGACUGUGGAAACCAUGUCGGCAAGGAUGGUGUACACCGGAGGACCUGUGUCAAUGAAAUCCACCAAAACCUAAAGAACCAGUGCAAAUUGUGCAAUUUCACCCUAUAAAGAAUUGGACAAACUCCGGGGAUCCUUUUUUACGAUUGUGUUAUCGCUAUACUGACUCGUGCGUUGUAUUCAGUGGCAAAAUUAUCUUAAACGAAUGGUGGAAUAAUAGUCCCCGAAAGCAGACGCUGAAAGGAGUGGAGAGAAGGGCUCGGCAAGAAGAGACGGGCGCUCGCUUUUGGGGAAUGUUAUCCGUACUCUCCUAUGGCAGACUGGUUGCGAGGGCUGUCCUUGGCGGACUCUCUCAAACUGAUGGUCGGGACUACAGCCUGGUCACAGCUAGCUGCGGGUUUGGGAAAGACUUUCGUAAGGGGAUCUUGAAGAAAGGGAUGUGUUACGGGGAUGACGCUUGUUUCAUUGCCCGGCAUAGGUCCGCGGAUGUCUUGGGUGUGGCGGAUGGUGUAGGUGGAUGGAGGGACUACGGGGUGGACCCGUCCCAGUUCUCUGCCACCCUGAUGAGGACGUGUGAGCGACUGGUGAAGGAGGGCCGCUUCACACCCAGCAGCCCUGUGGGCAUCCUCACCUCUGGCUACUAUGAGCUCCUACAGAACAAAGUACCCCUGCUUGGGAGCAGCACAGCAUGUAUCGUGGUCCUGGACCGACAGAGCCAUCAACUGCACACGUGUAAUCUAGGGGACUCUGGUUUCCUGGUGGUGCGAGGGGGAGAGGUGGUGCACCGCUCAGACGAACAGCAGCACUACUUCAACACCCCUUUCCAGCUGUCCAUUGCUCCCCCAGGGGCAGAGGGAGUGGUACUCAGUGACAGCCCUGAGGCCGCUGAUAGCUCCUCCUUCGAUGUCCAGCUGGGUGACAUCAUCCUGACUGCCUCGGAUGGCCUCUUCGACAACAUGCCCGACUACAUGAUCCUGCAAGAGCUCAAAAAGCUCAAGAGCGCCAACUAUGACAGCAUCCAGCAGACGGCACAGAGCAUUGCAAAGCAAGCCCACGAACUGGCCUAUGACCCCAACUACAUGUCCCCUUUCGCUCAGUUUGCCUGUGACAAUGGCCUGAAUGUAAGAGGGGGGAAACCUGAUGACAUCACGGUGCUGCUGUCCAUAGUGGCAGAAUACACAGACUAAGUGUGUGUGAUGCUUAUUGGAACUGUUUACUUCCUUCCCUCCAUCCAAGUCUUCCACCUGCCUCCUUCUCAAAUGCACUGCGGCACCUCCCCCACAUCCCCUCACUGACCUUCCCAUCUCUCUGCCACAACAUAGAACACAAACUCCUCACCAUAGAAUUGAGCUCUAUCUGUAUUCUUCAAUUAUGUUUUGGUACUAUAUUAGUGAGAGGCAGGCAGGCAGCUUGGACUUUAUCGUGUUAAUCGUAAUGCAGACGGUGCAGAACAGCACGCUGCUUCCUUCCCAUUCUCCCAUAUCUUAUUUGAAAACAUCACUUCAUUGGGACUGCGACCAAAGGGAGUUUGCUUUACAUUUUAGUCAUUUUAGCAGACGCUCUUAU